AUGGCUAGGAAAACUACAAAAACCCCUUUCACUUCCCAAACCCUCACCCACUCCAAAUCUAAACCAAAGUCAAGCAAGAAACUCAACCCUACCGAAUUAUACACCUACUUACCUUCAUUACCAAAACGUCAUCGUACUUCCGCCCAAACACUCUCUCUAUCUCGAGAAGAGUCCGCAGCCCAUGAGAAAGAUGUAAGAAGAGGUGGGAAAGGGAAGAAACGGGAUGAAGAGGAUGAUGGAGAGGAAAAGAUGAAGGAUAGGAUAGCCAAGGUAGCCAUGAUGAUUGCGUCGGAGGAGACGGGUGUGGUAGAGGAUGAAAGUGAGGUAGAGAGUGAUGAUGCUUGGGAUGAAGGGGAUGAGGAUAGAUGGGGGGAUAUGUUGAGGGAUAUGAGGGGCAAGUCAGGGGACGGGAGGAGUGGGAAAGGGGAGAAGGGGGAUAAGAAAGAGGAGAAAAGGAAGAGGGUAAAACCGAUAGAGGUGAAUUUGGAUAGUGAUGAUGAGCAACAGUUGGAUGACUCGGAGAUGGAGGAUGAAGGGUCCGACGAGGAAUACGAUUUUGAACAAGACGAAGAAGAGGUCGAUGAGAAUGAGGAAGAGGAAGAGGACGAGGAUGAAGAUGAGGAACCUACAAAGGUCUCAGUACCUCGAAAACCCAAGGUCACCUUUCAAGACGACGUGGUGGAUGAAGUUUCUGAUCAAGUAGACGACGAGUCAGCUAUGGAAGAUGACAGCGAGGGUGAAGACUCAUCUCAAGUCUCCGAUCCUUCCCUUCCAUCUGAUAUCUCUGACGACGAAGAUGAUCCCUCUCAACUGGCUUCUUUAAACGCCUUUGUCGAUUCUUUAACGUCCGUCGACCCUUCUAUGACUGAAGGUAAAACUUCCUCCGAUGCCUCAAAAAUAAAACCCAAGCGGCGUCUUCUUCCUUCACUCCCUUCUACAUCGUCCGCACCUCUUUCCGGAAAACUCGAUCUCUCUUCCCUCGUCUCAUCCCACCCAUCCCUCUCAUCAUCCACCGCAGCCUUAUUGAAAAAAGACAAGAACAUCACCACUACCUCCAUCCUCAAAUCUGGCGUCGUUUCCGCUCCCCUUCCCACAGUGGUAAAAGAACGUCUUGACCGUGAAGCGGCCUAUGAACAAACUCGACAAGAAGGAUACAAAUGGUCCGGAGUAAUGCGACGUAUAAAACAAGCUGAUCAUCUAUCUUUCCCCCUUCAAGCAUCUGAUAGAGGAGGUGUCAAGACCCCAGGUCAAGUGUUGGCCAGUUUCAAACCUGAAACCAAAUUAGAAUCCGCCAUUCAAAAUUUAUUAGACAAAGCAAAUUUGACCGAUAAGAGUAUGGAAAAACAAGAAGAUGAAAUGUUAAAAGGACAAGAGAUGACUUUGGAAGAAAUCGCUGAACGUAGACAAAACUUGAGACAUCAAAGAGAACUAAUGUUCAGAGCUGAAAGUAGAGCUAAAAGAGUAGCGAAGAUCAAAUCCAAGACAUUUAGGAAAUUAGCUAGGAAACGAGAGGGAAAAUUAUCAUCUCAAAUUGAAGUGGAUGAAGAGGAACAGAGGGAAAAAUUGGAAAGAUUGAGAGCUAAAGAAAGGGCGACUUUGAGACAUGGUGCACAGACUAAAUGGGCAAAAGGAGUAGGAGGAGCGGGUGAAGUUGAAGAUCGUAGAAAAGCAAAAGAGGAAAUGUUGGAUUUGAAAGAAAGGUUGAAAAGUAAGAUUAUGGGUGGUGAUCAUUCGGAUAGUAGUAGUGAUGAUGAUGAUAACGAUAAUGACGAACAGGAAGAAGGGAUAAAAAGAAAAGCUUUUGAUCAACUUGAUAAAUUGGAUGAAAAGGAGAACGAUGAGGAACAAGGGGGAUUGUUGGGAAUGGCUUUUAUGAAGAAAGCUCAAGAGAGGAGGUUGAGGUUGGCUAGGGAAGAAGAAGAGGGUUUGAAGAGAGAUAUUGAGAUGUUUGGGAGGGAUGGGGAUGGGGAGGAUCAAGAUGAGGAUGAGGAUGAAGAGAUGGGACAAGUGUGGAAACAAGGGGAAGGAAGAAUGACUUUUGCUGGACCUACAGUGACCUCUACCUCCAAAUCCGAUUCGACUUCCAUACCCACCUCCGCCUCAACUACCCUCCCUGACGUCUCAACUCUUCCAUCCAAACCCUCGAUCCCCUUUACGGAACAUAACCCCUGGUUAUCCAAUACGAGUCUCAUCGGGCCAUCGAAAAAACGUAACGUCCUCUCUGGUUCAGAAGAUAAAGGAACGAAACGACAACGUAAAUUGGACAAAGAGGCCAAAGAAAUGGAAGAUGAGACUGUGGAGAUUGAUUUGAAUUUCAUCAGGUCUAUUCCUCUCCAUCAGAAAGCUGGUGGGGUACAUGGUUCUUCCAAAAGUACGACCGGGCCAAAAAGUCUCUCUACCGUUUCAGUCGAUGGUUUGAGGGAAGAAAGUACCGAAGGGAUUGUUCAGACCAACGCUGGAUUCGGUCAGAACCGGGCAAAGAACGUUUCGACUUCGACCGUGCGAGCAGGUGAUGAUGAUAAAAGAAAGACCGGGAAGUCCAAUAAGAAAUCAAAUGAUGGAACAGGGACAAAUGAGAAGAAUAAAGAGUUGGAGGAAGAAACGGAAAGUGAGACUGAAGAUGAAGAUGAACAAGAUCUUCUACCCAUCAAUGACAACUCGGUCAAACCUUUCAAACAACGUGAUCUCGUAGCAGAAGCGUUUGCGGGUGAUAACGUUUUAGAAGAAUUUCAAUCAGAGAAGGAAAAACAAAUCGAAUUAGAUGGACCUAAAGUUGAAGAUACUUCUUUACCUGGUUGGGGAUCAUGGUCUGGAAGAGGUUUGAAAAAACGUACGACAACAAAUCCGAAAUUCUUAAUAACCAAACCUGGUAUAUCACCAAAUCAAAGAAAAGAUUUCUCACGUUCAAAUGUUAUCAUAACAGAACGUACGGAAAAGAAAUCUCAAGGAUUCUUAACGAAAGAUUUACCUUUUCCAUAUACGAAUACUGGACAAUAUGAAGCUAGUUUUUCUGUACCUGUAGGAUCUGAAUGGAAUUCUAGGAAAGUUUAUCAGAGGGAGACCAUGCCUAGGGUUGUUAAGAAGCCUGGGGCAAUUAUCGAACCUAUUCGUCGAUUAUUUUAA
Molecule: messenger RNA, 3123 nt
Organism: Tremella mesenterica DSM 1558
Lineage: Eukaryota; Fungi; Basidiomycota; Tremellomycetes; Tremellales; Tremellaceae
Exons: 4
Coding region: 1-3123 (1040 amino acids)
Biological process (GO): rRNA processing
Cellular component (GO): small-subunit processome; nucleolus
Source: RefSeq, a predicted model, not a curated record